AUCAGCACUAACAUGCAUGUGUCCUCACAACAGUGUUGCAGUAUAAAAAGAGCAGCGUGAAGCCUCUCAGCCCAGAGAGGACCAUGAAGACACUUGCUUCAUCCGUUUUCUUUUUUGUCCUUUGCAGUUUGGCACUGUGCCAGCUGAAGAAAGACAGAAAAUGUUUGAGGGAGAAGGUCAUCACAUUCCCAGAGCUGUCCACCAGCAACUGGGUGAAGCUCCAUCCGAAUGAAUCUAUGGACCUGUCUGCAAUCACCGUGUGUUUGAGAUUCUACACUGAACUAAUGAGCGCCGACCCAUGUUUUUUUUCUUUGGCUACACCAUCCUAUACUAAAGACUUUUCUUUACGUUGGUUAAGUGUAAGCAAAAAGUACGAGAUGACUAUUCAUAGCUCCCAGGUUCAAUUCGAUGGGUUGGCGUUUAACAAUAAUCAGUGGAUGUCAGUCUGUGCGACCUGGGAUGCCAAAAAUGGUCUGGCACAGAUGUUCGUGAAUGAAGUAGCCAGCAUUAAGAAGGCAGUGGGUCCUAAAGUGUCUUUUAAAGGAGACCCUGUCAUCACACUUGGCCAGUAUCAGACUGAAUAUGAUGGAGGGUUCCAACAUACCAACAUCUUCACAGGCUUCCUGGCAGAUGUGCAUGUACACGGGCAAACCUUGACCACCCGUCAGAUUAAGACCUACAUGGAGGCAAAGAGCAAAUACAAACUCGGCGAUUACAUUAACUGGCAUAAUCUGAUGUACACCACUGCUGGGUCUGCACAAGUGGAAGAAAAACAUCAUGUAACAUUCUAUACCAAAGAAGAGCAGCAAUAGUGCUCUGUUGAGUAAUGUCAUGAGAAAUGAAUAAACAUAUUGACAGUGAA
Messenger RNA from Puntigrus tetrazona (Sumatra barb), 862 nucleotides. It is a transcript of the gene apcs, whose product is annotated as amyloid P component, serum. The transcript has 2 exons. NCBI's taxonomy places the organism in Eukaryota, Metazoa, Chordata, Actinopteri, Cypriniformes, Cyprinidae. The record is from RefSeq and is a predicted model, not a curated record. The coding region runs from base 84 to 812 and encodes 242 amino acids.